AGGCACCGAUUCGAUAACAGAGGGAGUGACCAUCGCAGCGACGUCGCAGAAAAUGCAGGCCGACAUGGAGUCGUACGAGAAAACCUUCUGGCCGUAUCUCAUCAAAAUAUUGCAGCAGGCCAAGUCUCCAUCCACAACGUGUCAAUGCCGCAUGCUGCCGGCUGAAGUCACGUGGGUGAACACGCUGCUGGCUCGCCUCAUGUAUGACGUCAUGCGCGACCCGCUCAUCAUCGCCCGGCUGCAGAACAGGAUACAGAGAAAACUGAAUACGCUAAAGCUGCCAUCCUUCAUGAGUCCUUUAGUCGUCACCGAGCUGUCCCUGAGCGGGGCGUGUCCCCUCGUGGAGCGGGUGGCGGCGCCCGCGUGGGACGAGCGCGGCGUGUGGCUCGACGCGGACCUGCGCUACGACGGCGGCGCCUACAUCGCGCUGCAGACGCAGCUCAACCUCAUGAAGCUGAAGGAGAAGAAUGUAACGUUAGAAGAUCAGUUAUUAUCGUCUGAAAAUCUCAUCGAAAAUGAAAUGAAAACCACCGGCACGGGAGUGUUCACAGAAAAACAGUUACGGAAACGCAAGCCAGCGAUAUACGACUCGGAAGUAGAGGACUCGGCCGAGUCAAGCAGCGACGACGAAAGCCCGCCCGUACAGCCCGUUGACAGCACGCAAAACAUUCUCGUGCCAGAAUCCUCGUCUACCAGUCCUGACCCGGCUGUUUCAUCCAAAAAGAAGUUCCUAAAAAUGGUUGACAAAAUAGCAACAAAUAAAUACUUCCAGCAGGUAACAGACUACAAAUACGUGAAGCGUGCGAUGGAAGGCCUAUCAAAUACAGAUAUAAAACUGCACUUGGAAAUACACGGGCUCGAAGGAAGGCUCGCAUUCAAUCUGCCGCCUCCGCCACACGAUCGCGUAUGGAUAGGGUUCCGCACAAACCCGCAACUAGUGCUAAAGGCGCGGCCGGCGCUCGGUGCGCGGACGCUUCGAUUCGCGCACAUCUCUAACUGGAUCGAACAGAAGCUCAGCAAGGAGUUCGAAAAGGUUCUAGUGCUGCCCAACAUGGAGGACAUACUGAUUGACGUCAUGACCCCCACGCCUGUGGACUACGAGUAGGAUAUGACUAG
This is a messenger RNA of Ostrinia furnacalis (Asian corn borer), 1116 nucleotides long. Its product is annotated as testis-expressed protein 2-like. The transcript is spliced from 9 exons. The record is from RefSeq and is a predicted model, not a curated record. Gene Ontology annotation, cellular component: endoplasmic reticulum. The coding region runs from base 53 to 1105 and encodes 350 amino acids. Gene Ontology annotation, molecular function: lipid binding. Lineage: Eukaryota; Metazoa; Arthropoda; Insecta; Lepidoptera; Crambidae.